AUGUCUUGCAAGCCCGAAGAAGAAAAGCAAUAUCAAACAACAGUUCUGCACCAAAGGAGAUCUUUACAGAAGGCAAACCCACAGCACAAUAAUUUAAAGCAAAAGCGGAUACAGGAAUGGGCAUGGAAAAGGCUUUUAUCAAAGAAGAAAGCGAGAAGAUGCUGCCCGAAAGCUCAUGGAAAAGGUAGCAAAAGUGUGGUUGAUAGAAAGAGCUAA
Molecule: messenger RNA, 216 nt
Organism: Sclerotinia sclerotiorum 1980 UF-70
Lineage: Eukaryota; Fungi; Ascomycota; Leotiomycetes; Helotiales; Sclerotiniaceae
Exons: 2
Coding region: 1-216 (71 amino acids)
Source: RefSeq, a predicted model, not a curated record